AUGGACAAUAUUUAUUCCAAGUCUGGUUCAAGGCAGUAUCCAGAUGAAUUGGAUAUGAUAGAAACUAAUCUCUACCUCAGUGGUGAGGCAGAAGCCAGAAAUGUUGAAACUCUUAAAAAAUACAAAAUUACUCACAUACUCACUAUCAAUGAUUUCCCUUUAACUGGUACUGUAAAAAGUGCCCUAGGAUAUCUUCAAAUAAAGUACAUUAGGCUUCCAGACUUAAGCUCUUCAGACUUAUUGUCUUAUUUCGACGAAACCUAUGAAUUUAUUAGAGAGGGUGUUGCCAAAGGAGCCGUACUUGUGCACUGUCAAAUGGGUGUAUCCAGAAGUGCCUCAGUUGUUAUAGCCUAUAUUAUGAAGAAAUAUAAUUUAACCUACAGACGACACUACUCCCGGGAGAACCAGAAACCAGAUCCAGAAAGCCACACAGAGCCAGAGAUCAACCUACAGAUCCAGAAGGCCACUACAGAGCCAGAGAUCUACCUACAGAUCCAGAAGGCCACUACAGAGCCAGAGAUCAACCUACAGAACCAGAAACCAGAUCCAGAAAGCCACUACAGAGCCAGAGAUCAACCUACAGAUCCAGAGGGCCACUACAAAGCCAGAUAUCAACCUACAGAUCCAGAGGGCCACUACAGAGCCAGAGAUCAAACUACAGGAUCGCUUGCAGAGCCACUCCAGAACCAGGAGAGCCACAACGUCCAGAAACAUAAACAAAUUGUAAGUUUUUGA
Diabrotica virgifera virgifera (western corn rootworm) is the source of this 735-nucleotide messenger RNA. Its product is annotated as protein phosphatase Slingshot homolog 3-like. Gene Ontology annotation, biological process: protein dephosphorylation. The record is from RefSeq and is a predicted model, not a curated record. Gene Ontology annotation, cellular component: cytoplasm. NCBI's taxonomy places the organism in Eukaryota, Metazoa, Arthropoda, Insecta, Coleoptera, Chrysomelidae. Gene Ontology annotation, molecular function: protein tyrosine/serine/threonine phosphatase activity. The transcript is spliced from 3 exons. The coding region runs from base 1 to 735 and encodes 244 amino acids.